This is a messenger RNA of Clonostachys byssicola, 1818 nucleotides long. Lineage: Eukaryota; Fungi; Ascomycota; Sordariomycetes; Hypocreales; Bionectriaceae. The record is from the annotation of a GenBank genome assembly.
AUGGCGGGCAAUAUUGGUAAUGUCGCAACGCAUGGUGCAAAACAGACUAAUUCCAUAUAUGACAUCAGCCUCAUAAAAAAUGUCGUCCAAGUCUCGAUCUCACGAGCUACAGAAGUAGCAACUGCGCAAGAAUUUGGAAGUCCAUUGAAAACCAAGUAUUCGUAUGAUCCUCUUCGCGAUCUUAUUCGAGGUUUUGGUCAUGGAGAUAUUGAGGCCAAACGUUACCAUGGUCUUAAUAUUUAUGAAAGUCUACGUGGCAAGAUGAUAACAUCAACCGGACACCUUGAGGAACUAGCGAUGGAUGAACUCAUCAAACAUGAUGGUGAACGAUUGGACCCUCUUGGUAGCCUUAUAGUGUGCCUUUCGGUGCCUUUGACCAAAACUGUGCUUAGUUACCUGAUUGCAUCUGCUAUUAUGCUACAUAUUCAUGGGUCGAUCGAUCGGACAAUGGAAGGUGCUAUCAGGAUGCUUCAAGGGAAGGUCGAAAAGUACGCCGUUUCCAUCAUCAGCCGCGAUGGCAUGUGUAACAAGCUUGAAAACGCAAAACAAAAGGCUACCGCGUUGAUCCAGCGUCAUGCACCUCGCAUUCGUUGCCAUUCCAUGUUUUUGCCUCCUCGGGGUCGACAUGAGGAGGGCGAUUUUAUAGCUUUCAUCGCUCAGCUCUGGUCCGCAAAAGCCGAGGGUCAGAGGAUAUUUACCAGAUCCAUUAAACUAAUGGCAUUUUCGCUCUUGCUUUCUGAAUAUGGAUGGCAAAUUGAUAUCUUUAUUGAGGAAGAUAGUACAGAGAAGGCAGAAAACCCAGAGACAACAAGUUUUAUCCCCAUCAAAGCUGAUACGAAUGCAAUAUCAGUCAUUUACAGUUCGCUCUCAAAAGAGGGCGGUCGAGAAUACGUUGAAAACCAUGCCAAGUACUCUCUGCUCCGAGAAGAUCCAUACAUAUCCACCGUCUGCAUGGCUAUUCCCGAGCAAAUGGGAUACAAAGCUGUCAAUGAGUUGUGCACUGGAGAAGUUCAAUUCAACGUCACUAUAAGCCUUGGUGGCUUUACCAAAAUAGAUCUUGUUGGCAAAUCUAUGGCAUCUGGAGCCUUUGCAAAGAGUUGCCGAAAUCUACUGGGAAGAUUCAGUAUGGCAGGUGCACCCGAGCAAGUGAAAAAUCUCGUUGUUGAUGCUUUAUGCCACACCUUUCCUGACUAUGACUGGGAUCUUCUCGAUAAUCAAAUCCAAAAUUGCCGGUACCCAGAUGCUCCAUUUACGACGCUGCUUACGGAUUCUAAUCCUGACGAUUGUCUUAUCUGGGUGGUUGCGGGUGCCGUUCUUGCUGUGUUUCACAAGAUAGUUCUAUCACUCGCCAACAUACCAGCCACCGGUAUCAUCAGAACGCCUGCAGGACCAGGGAUACAUAAGUUCGUCCAAUACGGAACUGGGCUUCUUAACGGUUUACUCGAAGGAACUUUACAACCUUCAGAAGCCGUCCUGUUUUGUGCAGCUGGGUUAGCAGGCGCUGAUCCUGAACAAAUUCAACUUAUAGACACCAACUAUCAGGCUAAGAUUGUUGGUUACUGGGGUGGUCAAUAUGGAUUGCUCUUAACACCGCUAUUUGAGCGGUCUCUCUAUUCUGAUAUGGCGAAAGAGAAGAUGAAACCGAUCACAUUCCAUAAUAUACCAAUUAUGGGCAUGUCGACGGACGAGCGAGGCUGGCUGUAUAUCAUCGAUCCCGCACAUUUAGUUACAAAGAACAACAUUCAUGCGAUGUCAUCAUGGAGUAUCGCCCGCAUUUCGAAGAGGAUUCUCGCUGUGUUGUUGCAGUGGUAUAUCUAG